Maniola jurtina (meadow brown) is the source of this 9456-nucleotide messenger RNA. It is a transcript of the gene Ca-alpha1T, whose product is annotated as voltage-dependent T-type calcium channel subunit alpha-1G-like. The record is from RefSeq and is a predicted model, not a curated record. The coding region runs from base 440 to 7231 and encodes 2263 amino acids. Gene Ontology annotation, molecular function: low voltage-gated calcium channel activity; voltage-gated sodium channel activity. NCBI's taxonomy places the organism in Eukaryota, Metazoa, Arthropoda, Insecta, Lepidoptera, Nymphalidae. Gene Ontology annotation, biological process: calcium ion import; sodium ion transmembrane transport; neuronal action potential. The transcript has 36 exons. Gene Ontology annotation, cellular component: voltage-gated sodium channel complex; neuron projection; voltage-gated calcium channel complex.
GCUCGGCGACACGCGGACGCCGCGCGCUCUCCCUACACUGACGCGAAACUAGUGAACGUUUUUUCCAAACCCAGUGCCACUUCUGAAACUAUUUCGUGCUCUUUGUUUUAUGCCGGGAAUAUUAUUUCAGAGGAUAUUUUAUUAGAUAACCCCGCAUAUCGUAGUUUUACAAACUACGUAGGUUUAAAUUAUACUGCUCUAAAAAGUGGAAAGUGCUCGGAGUGAUCAAGAUUUUCAUAGUUUUUCAGCUCUCCUAGUAGAGAUUCAAUACUUCCACACAUUCCACAAUCAUGGAGUCCGCUUCCAGAUCGCUGACUGAACAGUCUACGCACUCUUUACCUAUCCAAAGUGACACUUAUCUGUACAGUUGAAGAACUUCCGAAGAUGGUGAAAUAGUAGUGUAGUGUUAAGUGAUAAAAUGAGCUUAUAAGUUAAGUGGAUGUCGGGAGAAAGGGAGAUGCCUUACUACGGGUAUCGCGAGGGUGGGUCGGACUCGAGUGGGGGUUGCUCAGAGUCAGAUGGGGGGGAAUCGGACUCCGAGGGUGGGUUGAGCACGGAGAGCUCGGGAGGCCAGGGCCUGCCGUUCCCUGGCUUUACUCCGGUCGCCCUCAGGUACUUGACGCAAGACACGCGUCCCAGGAGUUGGUGCCUCAAGCUCAUCACGAAUCCAUGGUUCGAGAGGAUAUCAAUGCUGGUGAUCCUGCUGAACUGCGUGACGCUUGGUAUGUACCAGCCCUGCGUCGACGACCAGUGCAUUACCAACAGGUGCAAGAUAUUACAGGUAUUCGACGACAUAAUAUUCGCGUUUUUCACCCUGGAGAUGACGAUCAAAAUGGUCGCCAUGGGAGUUUACGGCCACGGAACCUACCUCGCAGACUCGUGGAACAGACUGGAUUUCUUUAUUGUUAUGGCUGGGGCACUAGAAUACGCUUUGAACGUGGAAAAUAUAAAUUUAUCGGCGAUAAGAACGAUUCGAGUACUCAGACCCUUGCGAGCCAUCAACAGGAUACCUAGUAUGCGUAUCCUCGUGAUGCUUCUAUUGGACACUUUACCUAUGUUGGGAAACGUUCUGCUACUGUGUUUCUUUGUUUUCUUCAUAUUCGGCAUCGUGGGAGUCCAGCUGUGGGAAGGUAUUUUGAGGCAGCGGUGUGAACUGGUACUAGCACCGAAUGUAUUACGGCCCAACAUCUCGUUUCACUACGAGUUUUCGAAAGAGCUGGACUACAUUUGCACGACACCUGAAGACAGUGGAAUGCACCUGUGUGGAGACUUCCCGCCAUAUCGUUACGGGCCGCUCGUGUGUAACGAGACCGCCAGGCCAUUUUCAUACAACCAUCCGACCAACAGUUCAUGUGUCAACUGGAAUCAGUAUUACACAAAUUGCACGCAACGGGGAUCUAAUCCAUUUCAAGGGACGAUAUCUUUCGAUAACAUCGGUCUUGCAUGGGUUGCAAUAUUUUUGGUUAUAUCCCUGGAAGGAUGGACAGACAUAAUGUAUUACGUACAAGAUGCACACAGUUUUUGGGACUGGAUAUACUUUGUUCUACUCAUUGUGAUCGGAUCUUUCUUUAUGAUCAACCUUUGCCUAGUCGUCAUAGCGACUCAAUUCAGUGAAACAAAGAAACGCGAAAUGGAGAGAAUGCGAGUAGAAAGAGCUCGAUUUACAUCAACUUCAACCCUCGCUUCAUCGACAAACAAUAGCGAACCUGCUACUUGCUAUGCUGAAAUUGUCAAAUAUGUCGCUCAUUUAUGGAGGAGAUUCAAACGGCGUAUGGCUAAGAAAAUCAGAGUAUACAAAUAUCAACGAGCACAACUUCAAUGGCGAACUAGUAAAGAAACUCUACAACUACCCGCAAAUCGUCCCAAACAACAUCAUCCAUGUUGUCCGCGAGUGCAUGCUCAGGGCAACGGAAAAGGAGUGACAGAGGAAGGGAGUGACGAACCCCUCAGUAGACCGAGCUUGAUGCGCGUCCCCUCCCUCUCGGCCGCAGACCUCGAGAAUGCAUCUAACCUGUCUCUCUUAUCUCCACCAUCGCUCACUCGAAGACGGUCUUCAGUUAUGUUUAGCGACACAGUACUUCUACACGUACCGAAUGCUCAACACUUGGCACAUCCUCACAACGUCUGCUCUUCAGAGAAGAUGACACAAACCGAGUUCGACCUGCCGACAGGAGAGACGGCCGAAGAAAGAGCGGCAGCUGGUGGAACCAUGUCUUGUCAAGAACUCUUGGCCUUAUCGGGAGCAUUGUCAGCCGCUUUACCAACAGGCCAAGUUGCUUUGGACUCUUUUUUUGAAGAACUCACUAAAGGAAUAAGUAAAAGGGCAGGCGAAGACAAGAUGGACACUAAGAUUGUUGAAAUAGAUGAUUUUUCCUGUUGUGCUGAGUUAAUAGCAGCAGAGGCAGCGGCAGCUGAAAAGAAAAAGAGUCGGUUUUCAAGUGCAUGUUUAUUACUUUGGCGAGAGACGUCAAAAUGUUUUUCUCUAAUGCGAAAGCAUAUAAAAACUGUAGCCAAUCAUAAGUACUUUCAACAAGGUAUUUUACUCGCUAUUUUGAUAAACACUUUAUCCAUGGGCAUCGAAUAUCAUAAUCAACCCGAAGAACUAACAGUGAUUGUCGAAAUCAGUAAUGUUGUCUUUUCUGCAAUAUUUGCUGUAGAAAUGAUUCUUAAAGUCAUAUCUGAAGGACCAUUUAAGUAUAUUUCUAAUGGAUUCAAUGUUUUUGAUGGUGUGAUUGUCAUUUUAAGUGCAUUUGAACUAGCACAAAGUAUGGGCAAUGAACAAGACUUAGCAGGAAGUUCUGGCCUAUCAGUUCUUCGUACAUUUCGACUUUUGCGCAUUUUGAAAUUAGUGCGAUUUAUGCCCAAUUUAAGACGACAACUCUUCGUGAUGUUGAGGACGAUGGACAACGUUGCAGUGUUCUUUUCUCUGCUCGUUCUUUUUAUCUUCAUAUUCAGCAUCCUCGGUAUGAACAUCUUCGGGUGCAAAUUCUGCAAGAAAGAUGAAGAGGGCGAUCUAGAGUGCGACAGAAAAAACUUUGAUACGCUCUUGUGGGCCUUUGUCACGGUGUUUCAGGUUCUAACUCAGGAAGAUUGGAAUGUUGUUUUGUUUAACGGUAUGGAAAAAACGAGCCACUGGGCUGCGUUAUACUUUGUCACGUUAAUGACAUUUGGCAACUAUGUCUUGUUCAAUUUGCUAGUUGCUAUUUUAGUGGAAGGAUUCAGUUCGGAGAGAAAUGAAAGAAGGGAGCGGGAACAACGCGAACUAGCCAAAUCGAAGUUAUCAAGUGAGUGUUUCUCCGACAACAACGAAUUGCAAUACGAUGACUCCAAUUCCGGAUCACACUCCAGCGACAGUUUUUCACAGAAUGAAAUCAAAAACUUCUGGAAGUCUGCGGAUGAUGUUAGGAAAGCCAAAGAUGAUGUUAAUGGACAAAAAGAUAAAGCGUCACGAUCUCGUCGUAAAACAAAAAACUCUUCUCAUCAUCCCUCUCUUUGCAAAGACUGCGCUCAAUCCAAUAAAUGCAACAUACAAAAAGAAUCAAAAAUGCUUGCUUCGGGUACUACGGGAGCAUCGGACAAUAAUAGCACUGUGGUGCCAAUGAUAACUCACACAGCAGCUACUCCGCAAGACUCGCCGUCGACAACAUUAGAGCCUGGUGCAACUUUCAGAGAUUUUAAUGUAGCUUUGGCUUUAGAGAGAUCUACCAUGCUGUCAAGUUUAGAUUCCAUCGACCGAACAUCUUGUCCCAGUAUACCAGGAUUACUCAAACCACCGAACAGCUACACGUUAACACUGCAUAACGCAGCUGCACAACUAGGUGCUGAAAAAGCGCGACUUCCCCCUAUGAAACUUGCUCCUCCUCCCCUAACCUUAGCUCCACCUCCAUCUAGAUCCACGUCCCCCGGUUCCACUACACCUACAACUCCUAGAUCAUUACCGUCGCCAAUGUUUCCAGAGAAAAAUCUUCAGGUUACGAUUGCUAAGGAUGAGAAUUGUUUAAAUGUUAGCGACAAGUCCAGCUUGCUUAGUUCUCAAAAAAGCCUAACCAUAACUACACCAAUAAUAAAUGGAGAAGAUAAAUGCAAAGUGCAACGUGGUUAUAGUUGGAGACCCAGUCUAGUGCGUAAAAAGCAACGAACGGGCUCUGAUUCUGAUACAGUAGUACUUAAUAAUGGACGAGAUCACUUAGCUUGUAAUGGUUCUAGCUUCAGAAAAAACGAAUUACUGCUGUCAUCGUCAAUGGUGAUCAAAAACGACACACAAUCUGAAUUACCAAACAAUAGAUCAAAAGUAGAGAGAAGAAGAGUUUCUGCUCACACCACUCCUAUCCUGCCAGACGUAUCAUGGAAAGCGCCAGAAGCGGGUUUCUCAUCCGACUCCACAGUAAGAUUAGAUGCGGGCAAAUCUCCACCUCACAGGCUUUCACUUACUAAUGAGUAUAUUACAGUGACAUCGAUAUCAGAAGUGAAAGCCAGUAAUUUGACUCCUACAACUCCACAAGUUCCUCAGAUAUCUCCGAGACUAUCUAGACAGGAUUCUUUACGACCUAACAGCCAAACAUUGCCUUUUAUCAAACAAAUCAAUGAGGAGGUGGCAAUAAACAACAAUGUCUGUAUAUUCUCAUCGAGAUUCGAUAGGAGGCGGUUCAGAUUUAAAGACCUUUUUCGAUUUAUGGAGCCAACGGGGUGCCUUAAGGAGAAAGAAGAUUAUUCUCUUUACAUAUUUGCACCAGAUAACAAAAUAAGAAGAUUAUGUACAUGGAUGGUAACAAGAAGUUGGUUUGACAAUAUAGUCCUAUUGUUCAUAGCUUUAAAUUGUAUAACAUUAGCCAUGGAGAGGCCCAACAUUCCGCCGGACUCAAAAGAGAGAUCUUUUUUGUCUACUGCUAAUUAUGUUUUCACCGUGGUAUUUGCUGCGGAAAUGUUUAUAAAGGUUGUAGCCUCUGGAAUGUUCUAUGGUCCCGACGCAUACUUUACUUCGGGAUGGAACAUCAUGGAUGGAUCACUCGUCAUUAUAUCAAUUAUUGAUCUAUUAAUGUCAUUAGUUUCGGAAUCUAGUCCAAGGAUAUUUGGAAUAUUGAGGGUGUUUAGAUUGUUACGCUCUCUCAGACCUCUAAGAGUAAUAAAUCGAGCUCCAGGAUUAAAGUUAGUAGUACAAACGUUGUUAUCAUCACUGAGACCAAUUGGAAAUAUAGUCUUAAUAUGCUGUACGUUUUUUAUCAUUUUUGGCAUAUUGGGGGUGCAGUUAUUUAAAGGGGCAUUCUUCUAUUGCGAAGGUACAAACCUCAAGAGUGUCAAAAAUAAAUCAGAUUGCCUGGCCAUAGAUGGUAAUGUGUGGGUUAAUAGAAAAUACAAUUUUGACGACCUAGGCAAAGCACUGAUGUCAUUAUUCGUACUGAGUUCUAGAGAUGGCUGGGUAAACAUUAUGUAUACAGGACUUGAUGCAGUUGGUGUUGAUCAGCAGCCAGUCACCAACUAUUCAGAAUGGCGUCUUUUGUAUUUUAUCGCGUUUAUCCUUCUGGUGGGGUUCUUCGUGCUAAACAUGUUUGUGGGAGUGGUGGUAGAAAACUUCCACCGUUGUCGAGAGGAACAAGAGAAGGAAGAAAGAGUGAGGCGCGCUGCAAAAAGAGCACUGCAGAUGGAAAAGAAAAGACGAAAAAUGCAUCAAAGACCCUACUAUGCCGAUUAUUCUCAGACUCGUCUUUUCGUACAUAACGUGGUAACAUCUAAAUACUUUGACUUAGCAAUAGCAGGCGUAAUCGGAUUAAACGUCGUAACAAUGGCUAUCGAGUAUUACAGAAUGCCUCCAGCUUUACAAUAUGCCUUGAAGAUAUUCAAUUAUUUUUUCACCGCAGUUUUCAUACUUGAAGCAAUCAUGAAACUUGUAGCACUGGGUUUUAAAAUCUACCUAAAAGACAAAUGGAAUCAACUAGAUGUAAUAAUUGUCAUACUAUCGAUAGUUGGGAUAGUAUUAGAAGAGCUUGAGACCAAUAUAAUCCCGAUAAAUCCAACUAUAAUGAGGGUAAUGAGAGUUCUAAGGAUCGCAAGAGUAUUGAAGCUGCUAAAGAUGGCGAAAGGCAUUAGAGCCUUGUUAGAUACUGUAAUGCAAGCUUUACCGCAGGUCGGCAACUUGGGUCUCCUAUUUUUUCUUUUGUUCUUUAUUUUUGCUGCUCUAGGUGUUGAAUUGUUUGGGCGGCUUGAAUGCUCUGAUGAGAUUCCCUGUCAAGGUCUCGGUGAACAUGCCCAUUUUGCUAACUUUGGAAUGGCUUUCUUAACAUUAUUCCGAGUGGCAACAGGCGAUAACUGGAACGGCAUAAUGAAAGACACGCUGAGGGAAGACUGUGAUAGCACGGUGGAUUGCGUGAGAAACUGUUGCGUGUCCACAAUCAUUGCGCCAAUAUUUUUUGUUGUGUUCGUGCUUAUGGCACAAUUUGUGCUAGUCAACGUUGUGGUGGCGGUAUUGAUGAAACACCUCGAGGAAUCGCACAAACAAAUGGAAGAUGAAAUGGACAUGGAUGUUGAGCUAGAACGCGAGUUAGAAAGAGAAGCAGAUGACGAAGAAGACCGAGCCCUCUGUCGGGCUUUAGAGCAGUGUAAUUCACCUCCACGUCCUUUAAACAAGGUACCGUCGCUGCCAGCAAAUUUCACUUAUAGUGAACCGAAGCACCAACCGUUACCUUCACCCGCACGCAGACGACGCACAUUACACUCACAUCACGCUUUGUUACCGGCCGCUUUACCACAAAGGAGAGCUUCCUUAUCCCCUCAUGCAUUUGGACGUCGUCAGCAGGAUUCUUCGACGUCGGAAGUUCCAGCUGCUUUGUACGAAGAGGAUGCCCGCUUUAUCGAUGCAGACGAUGUCGAUGAAUUAGAACCGGGAAGUCCUCCGCGACGGGACUCCUUCGCUCAAAACAGAAGACAGCGGGUCGAUAAAAGAAACUCCCUACGAGGAGAAGAAGCGAGGUUAUUGCGACCCGCACCAGUCCUACUUACAGUUCCUUCAACUAGACAGAGCAUACGGCGUAGUGGCGCGAAAAGGAGAUCGUCAACGGAGUCGGCUGCGACAAGUGACAAUAGUCACGCAUCAUUCCGGUCACAGUUGACACCAGAUAUAAGUGAUCAACCAAUAACUGAAGAAGAAAAAAUAAGAAUAGUUAUCGCAGAAAGACGAAAAGUUGACGCGACAAGGCCGGAGUCCGAAGACGUGGAACUAUCAGAGCGCGGCUCCUAGUCCAGGCAGGGCCGGCCGCAACAACACCAUGAAGUUUACAUCUAAAUCUUAACAUGGAAAAUAGAUGUACCCCCUUCCAAAAGAUUCCCUAUCUCUUCCAAGAAGGUGUGUUUAAGGGAACGCUCAAAGAUUGAACUCGGUUCUUGAACAGUGACACGGUGAACGUUUAUGUUAAUGAAUUUUGGUGAUUUGUGUCUUGGAAUGUUUAAAACUUUGAUAACUCAUUUCAAACCGAUUGAAUGACAGUGUUUGGUGUAAUGUUUGAGGCAAAUUUCCUUUUACCACAGUAAACCCUUUAUUUUCUCUUUGCGGCCGGUUCAACUACUUUACGAAGAGACUUUAAUAAAUUUAAGAUUUAUUUUUUAAAAUUAGUUAGAUAGUUGUUAGAACUAGUCAAUUUGUGGUGGUGGGACGUUUUCUACGAGUGCUAAAGUUCACUUCAUGACUUGAUUAAGUAAUUUAUUCGUACGGUGCUUGCUGUUAAUAUUUGAUCUGUUAUGUAUUUUACGUUAAGUGUAAUUGAGAACCUCAACGAAGAAUCAAUUUGUGUGUGUGAUAAUAAAUGUAAUUUCCGUUGAUGUUUGUAAAAUUUAUUUUAGGUAGGUAACUACUAAAAUGUUAGGUUUAGUUAGUUUAGUUUAUGUCCUAAGAAUGGGUUUCGAAUCAUUGAAGUUACGAGUGGUUUAAAAGUCAACGCGACGAUUUAAAAAGCCUAUCUGUUGUAAAAUUGUUUUAGUAUUAAUGUUUACUUUUUAGCAUACCAACUUCUAGUAAAUGACUGUUUAGGCUCGUAGUGAACUCUUUCUAGUUAGAUCUAUGUCAAUCUAUUAGUAUUAAAAACAGAACCAAAAGUUCGCGAAUUGAGUAUUACCCUCUUAUAAGACGAAGAAUAUUUUCUGAAUAUAAAUGAAUCCUAUUUUCAUACAAAAUCAUGUACUUAUUUAGAUGUUUACUGGCAAUACGCACAUGUUUUAGAGAGUAGAAUAUUAUGUUCGACUUGUACAUUACAAAAUUGAAUAAAACUACUCCGACAUAGUAGUCUGAAUAACGUAAGAUUCGACUAAUAUUAGUGUUGCUAUCUAUAGCAAUUUCUAUUAUCAGGGGUGCCAAAUUUACAUUUUAAAUUUAACUUAUUUAAGUUAUCUUGUUAACCGAAACACGUUUAUCUUAUUUCAGAGCUCGCUAUCAUACUUAUUUAUUAGUAAAAGCCAAUUAUUCGAAAGACACCACCUGUGUUUCUUCUCUCAUAUUAAUUUAUUUCGUUCUUGUUAUUGUAAAAUGUAAUUAGUUAGGGAAGUCAGCAAUAAAUUUUAUACUUCAACUGUGCCUUUCCUAUUUCUAAUGUAUUAUUAUUAGCUUGUGAAAUCAAUGGAAGAUAGACUCAAAACUUUGUGUAUAUUGUAGAAUAUGACAUUAUAGAUGAGUAUUCAAUGUUAAGUACCUAUUUAUCUUUCUUAAUUUUUUAAAAUUGUACGAAAUUGUAAAGAAAUUAAACUUCUAAAAAUCCGACUUUAGCAUUCCGAAUUUCACGGUCACUUCGACAUUUUCCUCAAAUAAUAAUAGGUUAUUAUUCUUAUUGCUUGUUACCACGAUUUAAAAGUACACGUCAUUAGCUUUUGCACUAUAAAAACUUUAAAAAAAUAUAUUGUAAUAAUUCAUAGAUAUUGUAACACAGAUAUUGAGUUAAUAAAAAUGAAUUAUUCUUUUGUUUAAGUAAAUAAAGUUUAUCUGAAUAAAAAAAACUUUGUAUUUUUAGGUACAUUUCUUGAAUGGUAUAUUUUUUAAAGGAUUGUGUGUACUUUUAUCGUGUUAAUGCAGCAUCUUAGUACAAAAACUAUUAUUAAUCAUUUCUACCUAUUACCUAAAGUCUUCCACCAUCACCUGGUAAUCUUCUGUCUUAACACGUACCAUAGAUUCACUAUAACAACAAUAUUGUGGAUAGUAGUUUUAAUUUUAACCAAAAUACCAAAAAAUAUAAACAUGAAAAUAUUGUCAUGCAAAAAAAUGAAUUGAUUAAAUGGAAUUUAGUAAAACUAAGAAUAGUUUUUUCGUGAUAAAAGCACGUGAUAAAAUAUUUAAUUGUUUUUCGGUACUGACUGUAUGUUAAUUUAAGUGGUAUGAACAAUGUUCAUUAUUUGAGUACACCUGUUAAAAUUUAGCUGGUGAUCUGUCAAGUUACGAGAGUUACGAAAUGUUAGGUUGAAAAUAAAUAUAAAAAUCGAAUG